Phragmites australis (common reed) is the source of this 2382-nucleotide messenger RNA. RefSeq names its product probably inactive receptor-like protein kinase At2g46850. NCBI's taxonomy places the organism in Eukaryota, Viridiplantae, Streptophyta, Magnoliopsida, Poales, Poaceae. Gene Ontology annotation, molecular function: ATP binding; protein kinase activity. The transcript has 2 exons. Gene Ontology annotation, biological process: protein phosphorylation. Bases 174 to 2207 code for a protein of 677 amino acids. The record is from RefSeq and is a predicted model, not a curated record.
GAAACAGGUAUUCCACGCCCCUCAGUCCCGCGCGCCAACCGAAGUGCAAGCAUACACCAGUACACCACUCCCAACUCCAUGCUUCCGCCGUUCGAGGAAAAAAAAAACUCCAUGCUUCCGCCUACAACUACCGGGCUGCAGUGCACUGGAGUGCUCCCAAGCGGUUGAACAGCAUGCCGCGCCUCCACAACAGGCCACCGCCACCCAUGACUCCUCUGCCGCCGCUCCGCCUCCACCUCCUCCUUCUCGUCCUCCUCGUCGCAGUCUACGCCACGCGGGCCGUCGAUCCGGGCAGCUGCGGCGGGCCCGACAGCUGCGGCGACCUCGUCCUCCCCUUCCCGUUCCAUCUCAACUCCUCCUGCAGCAGCGCCGGCACCAAUUCCUCCCGCUUCCGCCUCUCCUGCGACGCCAAUGCCACCCUCACCCUCCCACUUGGCUCCGCCACGUUCCGCGUCCUUGCUUUCCUCCCCUCGGGGUCGCUUCUCCUGGACUACGCCCCGGCUUCACCGUCCCCGUGCGAUGCCGCGUACGCCCCUUUCUCCCGACCGACCUCCCCGGCGGCCAAGCUCGACGCCGCGCCCUUCCUCGCCGUCACGCAGGCCAAUGUCCUCCGCCUCUACGCCUGCGAGGACUCGUCGCUCUGCCGCGCUGGCUGCGACGAUGUCGCGACGUGUGGCCGCGUGGCGGGCGGUGGCAAGUCCGGGUGCUGCUACCCGCUGUCGGACGGCAGCGUUUGGAAAGCCGGGAACGCGCUGGGCGUGUUCGCUGACUUCGGGUGCCGAGGGUUCUCGAGCUGGAUCAAGAACCGGUCGGCGGCGCCAGGGGCAGCAUGGGUCGUGAGGGGGAUCGAGGUCGAGUGGGCCGUGCCGAGGGGCAGCGCCAUGGCGAAAUGUGCUGAUAGCGCCUCCCUCGUGAAUGCCACGGCAGUGCGCGACAGCGUGCGGUGCGCGUGCGCGGCAGGGCUCGUCGGGGACGGCUUCGCACAGGGCACCGGUUGCUCGAAAGGCACAAGUAAGUACAUUAAGUUCUACUCGUGCGAUCCCUGUGCAAACUUACCAAUCCUAGCAUGUCUCCAUUCGUUUGUGUACAUAGCCUGCAGCAGUGAUGGGCAGGCAAGUGACGGCAGGGAGUGCUGCCAAGGACGGUUUUGCUCCAAGAAGGCAGUUGCUCUUGCCGGAUUUUUCGUUUCGCUCUUCUUCCUCGCAGCGGCCGUCUCGUUUUGGCUGUUCCUAAGGCAGCCAUCCAAGGACAGCCAGUGCCAUCUCGACCCGGCGUGCAUCCCCAAGAUCUUCCGGAGCGUGUGCGACGCGAAGCAGUUCACGUACGAGCAGCUGGAGGAAGCAACAAACAGGUUUGACAGCGAGAAGGCCGUUGACAGCGUCGAUGGCACGGUCCACGCCGGCGUGCUCGACGACGGCUCCCUGGUCGCGGUGCAGAGGGUCGGCUACGAGACGCAGGGGAAGCUGAGGCUGGUCCUGGACCGGAUCGAGCUACUGUCCGAGAUCUCGCACCGGAACAUCGCCCAUGUCGUCGGCUUCUGCCUCGAUUCCAGCAACGCGCUGCUGCUCGUGCACGAGCACUUCGCCGGCGGCACGCUCGAGGACCACCUGCGCCAGAUAAAGUGCCGCGUCCUCAGCUGGUUCCACCGCGUCAAUAUCGCCAUCGAGCUCGCGAGCGCGCUCACGUACCUGCAGGCGCACGAGACUGCUCCGACCUUCGUCCACGACCUCAAGUCCAGUGACAUUUUCCUGGACUCUGACUUCACCGCCAAGAUCGCCGGCUACAAGCUCACAAGGUCGGCGACCUACUACUCCGCAUCGUACGAACAUGACGUCGUGUUCAACUUCGGUCACCUCUUGAUCGAACUGCUGACGGGGCUGCGGCAGCAGAUGCCGUUCGACUCGGUCGCGCCAAAGGUGCGGGAGGGGAGGCUUCACGAGGUCAUCGACCCAACGCUGCUGUCGGGGAAGCAGCUUCCGGCCUCGCACGACGAGGUGAGUGAGGUGUUUGAGCUCGCCGUCCGGUGCCUGUCCAGCGCCGAGAACGGGCUCUGCAUGCUCGGCGUCGCCAAGGAGCUGAUGCACAUUCGGAGGGACAACGGGAGCAGCAGCAAGAUCGAGAUCUCCCUCGAGGAGACGUUCUCUAACUCGAGCCUGCUGCAGAUGAUCUCCAUGUCGCCGGACACCCUGCAUCUCCAUCUUCCUUGAAGAUAGACGACGAUGCGCUUGUUAAUAUUCAGAGCAAGACUCAGGCCUCUCCCUGUUAAAAUCAGUUCUUUUCUGCCAAUGCUUAGUUAUCUCUGUGUCAUCGUCGAUCGGCAAAUGUUUACUGCAAUACAGAGCAGUACUCCGGCGCCGAGUGAUGCCUGCGGAGACGCCUUAC